Colletotrichum godetiae is the source of this 690-nucleotide messenger RNA. Its product is annotated as DlpA domain-containing protein. The transcript is spliced from 2 exons. Lineage: Eukaryota; Fungi; Ascomycota; Sordariomycetes; Glomerellales; Glomerellaceae. Gene Ontology annotation, molecular function: 4-hydroxy-4-methyl-2-oxoglutarate aldolase activity; oxaloacetate decarboxylase activity. The coding region runs from base 1 to 690 and encodes 229 amino acids. The record is from RefSeq and is a predicted model, not a curated record.
AUGACCAACACGGACGACGAACGAAUUGCAGCUCUUCAAAAGUUCACCGCUUGUGAUAUUUCUGAUGCACUCGUGAAGCUCAAAGUGCCCGGGGCUGGCUUCCUACCUGAUCUGCAACUGCUGGGCCAACCGAACCCCGCAGAUGCUCCCAUCACCAUAGCACCAGCAUCCACGAUACUUUUUGCUCGAAAGGGGGAGACAUUGGAUUCGCCCACGGCAAACAUUCCUAAAAACACUCACUGGGCUGAUAUCACCCAGCCGGGUACCAUCGUGAUCAUCAGACAACCCGACGGGCAGAAGAAUGCCGUCUGCGGAGGUAUCAUGGCUGUGAGGAUGAAGGUUCGGCAAGCGAAGGCGAUCGUGGUAGUAGGCCGUGCCAGGGAUCUGGACGAACUAACCAGUACAGGUCUACCGGUCUGGGCAAGGGGACUCUCCACGGUUGGCGCCGGGGCAGAGAGCACCCCUUGGGCGGUCGAAGUACCUAUCAACGUCGAUGGCACGGUCGUCAACCCUGGUGAUCUCGUUUUCGCUGAUCCGGUGAACGGCGUUGUCGUCAUCCCCAAGGAUAAAGUCGACCAGUUGCUGGAGCUUCUCCCCAGGCUUACAGCUGCCGACGACAAGGUCAAGGCAGACGUGCUAAAUGGCACAUCGGUGUUUGAUGCGUUCAAGACGCACCGGAGCAAUCUCUAA